Molecule: messenger RNA, 1964 nt
Organism: Telopea speciosissima
Lineage: Eukaryota; Viridiplantae; Streptophyta; Magnoliopsida; Proteales; Proteaceae
Product: carotenoid 9,10(9',10')-cleavage dioxygenase 1
Exons: 14
Coding region: 39-1682 (547 amino acids)
Biological process (GO): carotene catabolic process
Cellular component (GO): chloroplast stroma
Molecular function (GO): carotenoid dioxygenase activity
Source: RefSeq, a predicted model, not a curated record
ACACACACACACAACCAUUGCUCAGAAGCAGAGUUGCAAUGGUGGUCGAGGAGAAGGAGAAGAAGCAAAUUCAAGAUGGCGGAAGGAUUGUGGUGGUGGAUCCAAAGCCGAGUAAAGGAAUAGCUUCGCGAUUCGUCGACUUUGUGGAGAAGCUGAUAGUGAAGUGGAUGUACGAUUCUUCACAGCCUCAACACUACUUAUCUGGGAAUUUUGCUCCGGUGAUCGAAGAGACUCCACCUUGCGAGAAUCUUCCUGUCCUAGGAUAUCUUCCGGAGUGCUUGAAUGGGGAGUUUGUCAGGGUUGGGCCUAAUCCAAAGUUCCGUCCAGUGGCUGGCUAUCACUGGUUUGAUGGAGAUGGCAUGAUUCAUGGUUUGCGUAUUAAAGAUGGAAAGGCUACCUAUGUUUCACGUUAUGUUAGGACUUCACGCUUGAAACAAGAAGAGUUUUUUGGAGGGUCAAAGUUUAUGAAGAUUGGAGACCUUAAGGGUCUGUUUGGUCUACUAAUGGUCAAUAUGCAACUUCUUCGAGCGAAAUUGAAAGUGCUGGAUGUUUCCUAUGGAACUGGGACAGGCAAUACGGCUCUCAUCUAUCACCAUGGUAAACUUUUGGCCCUUUCAGAAGCAGAUAAACCUUAUGUCCUUAAAGUUCUGGAAGAUGGAGACCUGCAAACCCUUGGAAUGUUGGAUUAUGACAAGAGAUUGCAACAUUCCUUCACUGCUCAUCCGAAGGUUGAUCCAUUUACUGGCGAGAUGUUUACAUUUGGUUAUUCACAUACUGCACCGUAUUGCACUUACCGAGUCAUUUCCAAGGACGGUUUCAUGCAUGACCCCGUACCAAUAACAAUACCGGAACCUGUCAUGAUGCAUGACUUUGCUAUCACAGAGAACUAUGCUAUUUUCAUGGAUCUCCCUCUUUACUUCCGGCCAAAGGAAAUGGUGAAGGAUAAAAAGCUAAUUUUCUCAUUUGAUGCAACGAAGAAAGCUCACUUUGGUAUACUUCCACGAUAUGCUAAGGAUGAGCUUCAAAUUAGAUGGUUUGAGCUUCCAAAUUGCUUCAUUUUUCAUAAUGCCAAUGCUUGGGAGGAAGGUGAUGAAGUUGUUUUGAUCACUUGCCGGCUUGAGAACCCAGAUCUGGACAUGGUCAGCGGAGCUGUAAAGAAAAAGCUUGAAAAUUUCUGCAAUGAGCUAUAUGAGAUGAGAUUUAAUUUGAAAACUGAACUAGCUUCACAGAAGAAACUGUCAGCAUCUGCCGUCGAUUUUCCUCGGGUGAAUGAGAGUUACACUGGCAGGAAACAACGUUUUGUCUAUGGGACAAUACUGGACAGCAUUGCAAAGGUGACGGGGAUUAUCAAGUUUGAUCUGCUUGCAGAACCAGAAACUGGGAAGAAGCAGCUUGAAGUUGGUGGGAAUAUUCAAGGCAUAUUUGAUCUUGGGGAUGGAAGAUUUGGUUCAGAAGCAAUCUUUGUCCCCCGUGAGCCGGGUAUCUCGUCUGAAGAGGAUGAUGGCUACUUGAUAUUCUUUGUACAUGAUGAGAAAACUGGAAAAUCUGCAGUCAAUGUAAUAGAUGCAAAAACAAUGUCAGCUGAUCCUGUUGCAGUUGUUGAGCUACCACAUAGGGUUCCCUAUGGAUUCCAUGCAUUCUUUGUGACAGAGGAGCAACUUCAAGAACAGGCAAGGCUGUGAUCACAAACGCAGUUCAAAUCAUAUAAAAUUUCUGUCGUAGAGUAUAGCUUAAGUAGGCAUCAGCAAGCCUCAUCCAAUUGCAUAUUUCUGUUAUCUCUUCACUCUUUAGUAUAUGACCCCAAAACUCUGUAUAAGUCCUGUCUGGGGAACAACUAUCCAUGGCUAUCAGGAAUUUAUAUUUUCUACCUCUGCCCAUUAAUGUUUCUAGAGGUCAAUAUUUUGGUUAUACCAGACAAUUAAAGCUUGAUAAAGUAACGUUCAGUUUCUAAGUCCAAAUCUCAA